Messenger RNA from Phialemonium atrogriseum, 879 nucleotides. RefSeq names its product putative dna-directed rna polymerases i protein. The coding region runs from base 144 to 617 and encodes 157 amino acids. The transcript has 4 exons. Gene Ontology annotation, biological process: transcription by RNA polymerase II; transcription by RNA polymerase I; tRNA transcription by RNA polymerase III. Gene Ontology annotation, cellular component: RNA polymerase III complex; RNA polymerase II, core complex; RNA polymerase I complex. NCBI's taxonomy places the organism in Eukaryota, Fungi, Ascomycota, Sordariomycetes, Cephalothecales, Cephalothecaceae. Gene Ontology annotation, molecular function: DNA binding. The record is from RefSeq and is a predicted model, not a curated record.
CAUCAAUCCAAAAUUUUGCAUUGUUCUGAGAUCGCCCCCCACGAAGGCUAGGUAUUCAACAAGCAGGUCAAGCUUGCAACCACCCUCGCUCCUCACCAUCUGAUCACGACCGCUGCGGAUUCCUCUACGUCUUUUAGCCCACCAUGUCUGACUACGGCGACGAAGGCGGCGCUGAGCCGAUGGACGAGCCCGCCUUCGAGGAGGAUGAGCUCCAGGACUACUAUGAUCCUGAGACAGUAGUCGAGGGCGAAGAUGAAGGCGAGCCGCGGCCCGAGGACGACAACGCCGAAAACGACCACGUGAUAGUGUCGGGCGACCCCAACGCCGUCGCGAACCAGGCCAAGGGGGGUGAGAAGUCCCACAGAGACAAGAGGGUCCCGAACGACCAGCGCAUGACGACCCCGUUCAUGACCAAGUACGAGAAGGCGCGCAUUCUGGGCACGCGGGCGCUACAGAUCAGCAUGAAUGCCCCUGUGCUUGUCGACCUCGAGGGCGAGACCGAUCCGCUCCAGAUCGCCAUCAAGGAGCUGCAGGAGAAAAAGAUCCCUCUCAUUGUCCGCCGAUAUUUGCCGGAUGGAUCCUACGAGGACUGGACUUGCGAGGAACUUCUCCAAUGAAAAGUCACUUGCACAGUAGUUAGGACGGGAUCUGGGCGUGGGCUACUGGCAAAUUGCCUGGACAAUUAUAGUCCCUCUUGUAUGGUGGUAAGGGGGAAGGUAAAAUGCAUUAGCGAUGGCGUUACGGAUAACAACUUACAAUGGAUCUGGACAUUUGACUUUGUAUCUUGAUGUACCUGGAUGUCCUCGCCUACGGCCAGCAUUUGUUCAGUCCUCCCCUCGCCCUCAAUGGUCCCAUGGGUUUCUCGUGGUUUCCGGCGCC